ACAAUGACGGUAAAGCUGUUGUUGAAGGAGUGGAUGGAAGGCACAUCUCCAAUGCAGACACCUUUUCAUUGACUGAUGUUCAGAUUGGCAUUCCUUGGGCAGUUUUAUGCAGUUUUGAUAUUGAGAAUUACCUGCAAUCAAACAAUAUUCAUGUUGUUAAAAUAAACGAAUUCAUGAGUGAUGGUUUGUUUCAGUGUAAAACAAAGACUUUACAGGAUGUGACAAAUAUAUUUCAGGAUUUUGCAAGGACAUCAAUGUACUCAAGACCUGUUACAUUUGAGUGUGUUUCCGCAUUAAAGCUUCUAAUGAAGAAUAAUGAAAUAAAUUAAAAUGUUUUUCUUUAUUUAGAAAAGUUAUGUAGACAACAUAAAACUCAAGUAUACCAAUGCAUGAUAACUGAAAAAGUUUUUGUAUGUGGCAAAACUAAAACAUGUGUUGACAAAGCACAACCUGUGCUUGCACAAUCAAUUGUCAAAAGUGCUCUCCAAAGAGCAGAAUUGGACAAAAUUCAAUCCUAUAUAGAACGGUGGGCUUCGAAAAACAAACUUGUUAAAUUGGCCGAAGAUGAUUAUGCUGUUGUGUAUUUGGUAACAAGUGAUGUAAUGGAAGACUUUAAUGAAACAGUUAUAAAUGACCAUUUUUUUAAGCUGCCCUCCCUCGAAAGUGAAACACUAUCAAAAAAUAAAAAAAGUUACACUAAGCUUAUGGAUUUGGCAAAAAAACUCAAUGUUACUAUUGUUCAACAUGACAAACACACUGAACUACUGCAUUUAAAUGGUACAAAGAAUGGUGUACACAGACUUAUAAAAGAACUCCAAAAGAUAUUUUGUGUACAUGAAGUGAAAGUGCCAUUACCAGUAUCGCCCUUGAAGGUUUAUGAAAUUGAACAAUCACUUACACAAAUAGCUGAUGACUCAAACUUCUGUGUUGAAAUAUCUUUACCCAGGAAGGAUCGAACAGGGGGUUCUUUGAUAGCGACUUGGUUUAAUUCGGAUGCGAGACAAAUCCAUGUUGUCCAGGGUAACCUGUUGGAACUAAAAGAGGACACAAUUUUGAUUCUUACCACAGAAUAUCUAUUUCCUGUGGCUAAACUGCAAACACAAGAAAACGUGAAACCUGCAGUGACUCUCUGGAAGAAAUACGCGUACACAUGGGACAAAGCUGUGUUUUCAGAGAACAUUCCAACACGCUGUCUCCUUCCAAUCUAUGAGCAUAAUAAAAGUGGUAACAGUAUCAGAAAUCUAAAUGCAGGGUUUCAGGAUGCCUUUUCCAAAAUAACUGCGAAACAAUUCAAAACAGUUGCUUUUCAUUCAGAUGUUAUGGAAGAAGUGCAGCAUUGCUUUCCACUUUUCCUCAGUGAACUUAAAGCACACAUUAUGGCUAAGGACACUAAGUAUGGCAUCGACGCUGCGGCCUUUAAGGCAUCUGCAGGUUGGUACACCCACUUCAUGGAUCGCUUUGGCCUGACGCUGCGCCAAAGGACGCACAUUGCCCAGAAAUUGCCAGCUGAUGUCGAUGCAAAGGUGUUCUCCUUCCACAGCUUGAAACGGUCGUUGCUCGUGUGGGACAUGUUCCGUGUCCACCCGAUGGACCGUAUCAAGAGACGCCUGGUAGAUCUACGCACCCACCAGGCUGUGAAACCUAGAGGGUGUACGUCAGUUCUACAGCCUCUUGAUGUCUGCUUGAACAAGCCGUUCAGGGUUGGUUCGCCAACAGCGGAAUCAGUGGAUAGUCGACGUUCCACAUUACCUGAUGAAAGCGGGAAACUUGAAGCGGCCAGGGCUGGCAAGAGUGUGUUCUUGUAUGAGGGCUCAGCAUUGUCAGGGAAAAUUGGGGCUGCAGAAAACCAAGUCCAGGCUGAUGUCUUGGUAAACACAACAGAUGCACACCUUAUGUUUUCUUCAGGGAUCAUUUCAAAACAAAUACUUAAACAUGCAGGUACCGGAAUUCUGGAUGAAUGUAAAGAAAAGUAUCCGUCCGGAAUCAAAGAAGGAUCAUUUGCAGUCACUAGUUCUGGGAAGCUGGCUGAACAAACAAAAGCUCGCUACAUUUUUCACUGCGCACUUCCUUCAUUUGAAAAAGAAAAGUUUGAUCAGGUCAUUCAAGACAUGGUAAAACAAAUCCUUGUGGAGGCAGAACAAAGAAAAUGUGCAUCUAUCGCUUUUCCACCUAUUGGUACAGGGAGUUUUGAAUAUCCUGUAAGAGAGACCAUAUAUGCUAUGCUGGAAACGACUUAUGAGUAUACAACCUCAGCAAUAUGUUCCUGUCUCGAAAGAAUUCUUUUCAUCAUAUAUGUUGCUGCGGAUAGUAAAAACAUUGAGCAAUUUAUUGAGAUUCAUAAUGACAUUAAACAGGAACGACAGAGACGAUUAAAGUAUGAUUUAAGAUUAUCAUUUGUCCUUAUCAAGUUUGUUUGCGAUAACCUGGAUGGAGCUGUCACACUGAUUUAG
Messenger RNA from Dreissena polymorpha, 2450 nucleotides. RefSeq lists its product as uncharacterized. Gene Ontology annotation, biological process: negative regulation of gene expression. The coding region runs from base 390 to 2450 and encodes 686 amino acids. NCBI's taxonomy places the organism in Eukaryota, Metazoa, Mollusca, Bivalvia, Myida, Dreissenidae. Gene Ontology annotation, cellular component: nucleus; cytoplasm. The record is from RefSeq and is a predicted model, not a curated record. Gene Ontology annotation, molecular function: transcription corepressor activity. The transcript is spliced from 9 exons.